This is a messenger RNA of Arabis nemorensis, 1353 nucleotides long. The record is from the annotation of a GenBank genome assembly. NCBI's taxonomy places the organism in Eukaryota, Viridiplantae, Streptophyta, Magnoliopsida, Brassicales, Brassicaceae.
AUGGAGUCGAGAAUCGGCCGAUCUGUACCAGAGCAACCAUCAACACCGGCGAUUACUGCUCCGACUCCGGUUCCGGUUCCUCCACCGUCAACGAGGAGGCCGAGAGUGAGAGAAGUCAGUUCGAGAUUCAUGUCUCCGGUUUCUUCAUCUUCAUCAUCAUCUUGCGCCGGAGAUCUCCAUUCGUUAACUUCGAAUUAUCCGAGACAUCAUCAACACCAGAUUCACCAGAACCAGAGGUCGAAUUCGGCUCAGAGACUAAGACGACAGCUAAAAAUGGUAGACGGAGACGAGAAUCGCCUCUCCGAGACUGCACGUAGCCUAGACUCGCCGUUUCCUCACGGAGGCAAAAACCACCCAAAGCAUCAUCUAAAUCAAUCGAAACCGUUAAAAGAAAACGGACAACACCACACUCCGACACCGACACCGAUGUUGCCUCCACCGUCUAGAUCUCGUCUUAACCAACAGAGAUUGCUUGCUUCUUCCUCUGCAGCGACUAAGCUUCUACACUCAUCGUUAUCAGGUUCUAUAGACGGUGAAGAAAACAACAAUCCGAAGCUAUUCAACAAUCCAAAAGCUUUGCCUCUUUAUCGAUCGUUGAGUUCGUCUUCUUCGUGCGAUGAUUCUUCGAUGUUUCGAGAUGUUAGAGCUUCGUUGUCGUUUAAGAAUGGGGUUGGUUUGUCAUUGCCUCCAGUGGUGCCUAAUUCGAAGAUUCAAGCCGAUGCGAAAAAGCAGAAGAAAGUUUUAGGACAACAAGCGGAUGCACACUCUCUGAAACUGUUACAUAACCGCCACUUGCAAUGGCGAUUUGCGAAUGCGAAUGCUGAGGUCCAAACACAGUCUCAGAAAUCACAAGCUGAGAGAAUGUUGUAUACACUUGGUGUGAAAAUGUCGGAGUUGUCGGAUUCUGUACAGAAGAAACGCGUAGAGCUGCAACGUUUACGGAGAGUUAAAGCUGUUACGGAUAUAGUAGAGUCUCAAAUUCCUUCUUUGGAACAAUGGACUGUUAUAGAAGAAGAUUACUUAGCUUCUCUUUCGGAAACAACUCAAGCUUUAGUGAAUGCUUCAUUGCGGCUCCCUCUUGAUGUUGAUAUUAAGGUUGAUACUAAAGAGUUAGCAGAAGCACUUGUUGUUGCUUCAAAAUCUAUGGAAGGGAUUAUGCAACACAUUGGAAGUUUUGUACCUAAGACACAAGAGAUGGAGACUUUGAUGUCGGAACUAGCAAGAGUGAGCAGCAUUGAAAAAGCAUCAGUAGAAGAUUGCGGAGUUGCACUUCUUAAGACACAUUCGUCACAUCUUAUUCAGCACCAGAAGAAGACCGAGCCGCAAGAGAAGAGCACAACAACUAUUGCGUGA